Messenger RNA from Mytilus californianus (California mussel), 4344 nucleotides. RefSeq lists its product as uncharacterized. Lineage: Eukaryota; Metazoa; Mollusca; Bivalvia; Mytilida; Mytilidae. The transcript has 2 exons. The record is from RefSeq and is a predicted model, not a curated record. The coding region runs from base 644 to 1813 and encodes 389 amino acids.
UGAUUAUAAACAAGCUUCUGUCCAAGUUUGGAACAAAUCUAGGUUGUAACUUAUGCAGAGUAUAAGUGUUGUUUAUUCAGACGGGAUGGUUUCUUCCAUGAGAUGGGGCAGUCGAUUCCAUUAUAAGGUCAAAGGUCAUGCCUAAUUUGGUCUGUCUGAUAUCAGGGAUUAGGUUCUCAGAUUACAAUUGCAGGCUGCCAGCUUCUCACUUUUGAUUUUGCUGUUGAAUACAAAGGACGUUUACUCUACAGGAAUAAGUUUUCAAUUUCAUUUUACAGUUUUACUAAUUACACUGAUUUUCUGCUGUUAAACUCGAGACUUUAUUGUGGAAGAUUGUCUGUACUGGAAAUCGGAUUUAUAUAACUUUAUUUUCAUUCUCCUGCCUUGGAGACACAAGGUAUUUUAUACACGACUUUAUUUCCUAAGUGUGAUUACGAUUAUUCAGAAGAACUGUAGACAAUUCUUUAAAACCUCAUCGUAAAUUAGUGAUCUCGGACAUAAUAUUCAUUGCAGUUUAAAUUCGUCUUUCCAAUCACUUCUUGAUAUUCAAUAUUGGACUAUUAUUUCCCGAAAUUUGAGAACUUGAAUCAGUUUUAUUUAACAGUUUCGUAAUUUUACGGCUAUAAAAACUUCAGUAAAUAACAUGGCUUCUUCAAUCAGACGUAACCGUCGUUCAAGAAACAGACAACAUCCAUAUAACAACGAAGAAAAUGCAACACAAAGCUCGCAAUGGGAUAUGGAAAAUCCAGAAAAUUGGACAGGUGCAAGAUUUCGGGACGAAUUACGGAAGUUAGGAAUUAACAUUCCAAAAAGCUGGUCUAAAAUAGUACUUAAACAACUGUAUCUAGACAACAAGGAGCGCCUAUGCACUGACGAAAUUCGAGAAGGUGCAACCGUCGCAGCGGAUGACCAUAUUAGGCAACCGAGAGAAGUACUUCAAGACCCGCCCACAAAUGAAAGAAGUUCCGCCCCAUCACCGCGCAUGGAUAGUGUAACCGGAAACGACGUACGUGCGGACUCCAAUGUAAACAAUAUGGCCGCUUUGUUUACAUCAACAAUGGUUAACACGUUUACACAGUGUAUGGCAAGCAUGCAACCAUCCGUUUCCAACAUUAGACCAACGCCGGAUUCCUUUACCAAGACCUACGAUCUAGCUAAUUGGUACGAACAAAGAAACGCUUCUGAUGUCCCGCUUAUCCCUGUUUCUGGUACAACCCAAAGAACCGCCGCACAUCUCAACUUCAGCUAUAGUCCGUCGACAAGUGCCUUACCGUUUUCUCACCAUACCAGUGCCGAAAUGGAUUCAACAAGAAAUGGAGUGCGAUCGGAUUCUUUCACCAAUGUUGAUAUUGUGUCGCCCAAUAUUCAAAGAAAUAUUAUUGAGGAUCACCCGUUUUCACAAGCUGGCCCCAAAAGCAGAACAGAGUCCAUGCAUAGUUCCAAGUGCAUCAGAAGUAAUGUGGCACUGAGUGAAACAGUUAGUAAAUUAUGGAAUUAUUCUAUUUCUGAAGGGACAAAAGUGUCAUAUGAGACCGGUUAUAAUCAUUUUUUAAAAUUUUUGCUAUUAAAUGGUAUAAGUGUCACUGACAGCAAGCCUCAUUCAGUGUCAGAAGAUCUAUUGAUAUAUUUUGCUACACAUUGCUUUCAACAUCUCAAACUACAGUACUCUACAAUUAAACUAUACAUAUGUGGAAUUAGACAUAGAUGCUUGAAGGACAAUAUAUGUUCUCCUUUCAAUGAUUCUAGUAACAAUUUAGAGAGACUGUCCUUGUUUUUUAAUUCUAUUAAAAAGAUUACAGAAACCGAUCAUUAAAGAUCGCUUACCCAUAACUUUUGAUAUCCUUCAACAUUUAUGUGUUAAGCUUAAAGAAGGAAUUUUUUCACCUUUCAUUGACCAGAUGUUAUAUACUGCUUUUACAGUAGCUUUUUAUGGUUUCUUACGCUGUGGCGAGUUUACAAUUCGCAGGUCAAAAUCAUUUGAUUGUAACAACAAUUUAUGUAUAUCUGAUGCUUUGUUUUAUUCUGACUAUGUUAUUUUACAUUUAAAGCAGUCUAAGACUGACCCUUUCAGGAUGGUUGUUGAUAUUCAACUUCACAAGCUAAAUCAUGAUUGUUGUCCAUUUAAAGCUUUACAUGAUUAUUUGAUUGUAAGGAAAACCAUGUUUAAAUUUCAAAAUAAUAGUGCUUUAUUUAUUGAUGAAUCAGGUAAAGCUCUAGAAAGAGAAUUUUUCAUCAGCAAGUUAAAGCAUCUUUUGGGUAUCUGUGGAUAUAAUCCUCAGUCCUUUAACGGACAUUCAUUUCGAAUUGGAGCUGCUACAACAGCUGGAAAAUCUAAUAUUGAGGAUCACUUAAUUAAAACAUUAGGUAGAUGGAAUUCUAAUAGUUAUUGUCGCUAUAUUAGAACUAGUAAAAAUGUAAUUAAAAAGGCACAACAAAAGUUAUCAUCAUGAUUCUUGUAUCUAUCCAUUAUGUCAUAUCCUGUGUAAAAUAAUUUUUGCUUUUAUUCUUAUUUUAUACCAUAUAGUGUACAUUUGCACAUGUACAAUACAUACCUGUAGAUAUUAAACAUUUGAGUAUUUUAAAUAUCAUGUAUUUGUUUGUUUUAUUUUAAAAACUGAUUCAUAUGAUUAAAUACAUAUUUUAUUAUUUCUAUCUUUCAUUAUCAGUGAAGUAUUGAAGGUGUCCAAGGUGUUAAACUUUAAGUCCAUCCCCUUACAACCACUUUCCUAUUCAAUUCCUUGGGGGUCACUCAGCUGUUUCACAUCUGAUCUUUGGACCAUUAAGAAAUUCACCACUGGUUAAUUUCUCUUCUUAUCCCCAAGUAAUUAACUACUUUUCAUCUCUCCACCGUCAAUUCAACCCCUUUUCGUAGCACCCUGCUACGAGAUGAAGCAUUGCUUCAUCCCCUUUUGGAACCCUCUGCGUUCCAGUUGAUUGGCGGAGUGUCCAUGUCCACGGGGCUUGGCUACCCACUAUACCAAGUGUCGUCGACAGGGCCUGGAGCAAAAUUUUCCCAGCUGAGAUACUGACUCCCAAAGGGCAAACUUAUAUUAUAUAAUAAAAGUGAAACUUUAUCAAGCCUUUGUUAUCAACAGCCUUAUCAAUUUGUCAAAGUACUUGCGUCAGGUUUAGUCAUUUGUCUGGUUCUGGUUUUAUAUGGUCAGUAAUUGUGGUUCUUCAUCUUAAAGACAAGUUGAGAGACUGUAGCGUUUGGUCCCAUGUUGUAUAUACAUGUACAUGUUUAUGUUGAGUAUAAUUUGGCACCAGCUGUUCCAGGGUUAAAGAGCAACACUUGAAGAAACUAUUAUAUAAGAGGAUCUCCAAAUUUAAGUUAGAGGUCUUGAGGUAAUCAUAAAGCACAUUAGUAUCCAGGAUCACAUACAAUGUGUUAGGGGCGUCACUUGGCAUUCGUUGUCUCCUAUGUGCUUACAUGUCAUGUAGGUCUCAAGUCAUCACUUGGCAUCCGUCUAUCAAUAUUACUUAAGCUGUCAUUUUCCUCCAGGACGAAAGUAUAAAAUAGUAUAAGAAAGUUAUUAAAAUUUGAAAAACUUUAACCACAGAGUGAAUAUUUGUGGACGCCGAGGACGGAAUGUAGGAUCCCUAUGUCUCGCUUUAGGCUCGACAAUAAACCAAUCACCAAAGUUUCAUGAUAACUGCUCAAAGCACUUUUGAGAUAUUGUCAGAAAACAGGAAAAUCACCCCUUUUUUAAUGAAUAAAAUCCCAUAACUCAGAAAUGUAAAAUCUGAAAUUUAUAAAAAUCAAAAGGGAGCUUUUGUCAAUAGAUAUAAACAAUUCACCAAAGUUUCAUUAAUAAUGCUCAAAGCAUUUUUGAAUUAUUGUCUGAAAACUGGAAUAUCCCCCUUUUUUAAUGAAUAAAACCCCAUAACUCGGAAACGUAAAAUCAAAAAUUAAUGAAAAUGGAAAGAAAGCUCACGUCAAUAGAUAUGAACAAUGCAACAAAGUUUUAUGCAAAUUGAUUAAAGCAUUUUUGAGUUAUUUUGCAACACGUACGGACGGACAGGCAGACGGACAGACAGACAGACGGACGGAAAAGGGUAUACCAUAAUUCGUUUAGUAAACUUGUGUAAAAAAACGGGCCCAAAUUCAAUAAAAUGCUUUGCUGAGCGCAGCCUGAUACGACCGCAGAGGUCGAACCCUGAACAGUUGGUACAAAUUUGGACACAAUAUUCAAGCUUGAUACUUUCUGAAUUUGGAUUGUGAUCAAAUUUUUGACAUAAUAUAGAUUUCGGACACAAUAUAAAAGUGGUCAAUGAUCUUACAAAUCUAUUGCGCAAUACUGUGCAAUUGAAGAUUUCUUCUUGAAACUUUUCAAAAAUUCAAAA